Messenger RNA from Lineus longissimus, 543 nucleotides. RefSeq names its product putative nuclease HARBI1. The record is from RefSeq and is a predicted model, not a curated record. The transcript is spliced from 2 exons. Bases 1 to 543 code for a protein of 180 amino acids. NCBI's taxonomy places the organism in Eukaryota, Metazoa, Nemertea, Pilidiophora, Heteronemertea, Lineidae.
AUGGAUGCCCUAGUUGUGAUGGAAUUUGCUGCCGAGGAGGCCAAAAAGGUUGAGGAGGACGCAGCACGUGCGGAUUUACGUGUUUUCAAGGAGUAUACGGAUCGGGCCUUCAAUAGGCGGUUUCGAAUAUCGAAGGAAUCGUUCCAGAAUGUUCUCGCCCUCAUCGGACCCCAGAUAGAGCAUCCAACAAGAAGGAAUCGAGCCCUUCUUCCUUUAGAGCAACUUGCUGUUGCACUGCGGUUUUACGCGUUUGGUUCUUUCCAAAUCGAAUUCGGGGAUUCCAGUGGUGUUUCACAGGCUACGUGUAGUCGUGUGGUGCGUCGGGUUUCUGAAACAAUCAGUGCCAGGAAGGAAGUCUUAAUUCGGUUUCCGACCGGAGCGGAGGAGAGACGGGUGGUAAUGCAAGGAUUCCACGAAAUUGCCGAGUUAGCUGGGGUGAUUUGUGCAAUCGACGGAACCCACGUAGCAAUCGUGAGCCCUGGAGGUGAGGAUGCUACACGAUUCAUCAAUAGGAAGCGAUACUACAGCUUAAAUUGCCAGUAG